Molecule: messenger RNA, 2589 nt
Organism: Gambusia affinis (western mosquitofish)
Lineage: Eukaryota; Metazoa; Chordata; Actinopteri; Cyprinodontiformes; Poeciliidae
Gene: syt9a
Product: synaptotagmin IXa
Exons: 7
Coding region: 282-1967 (561 amino acids)
Biological process (GO): cellular response to calcium ion; regulation of calcium ion-dependent exocytosis; calcium-ion regulated exocytosis
Cellular component (GO): dense core granule; membrane
Molecular function (GO): calcium ion binding; SNARE binding; phosphatidylserine binding
Source: RefSeq, a predicted model, not a curated record
GGCGGUGCGUGGAUUCAACCGGUGGCUUUCAGCGGAGCAGCAGAGUGAGAGGAGUGUUUCACUCGUUGUUACACAAAAGAAAACAACUCUUCGUGCUCCACAUGUGGGAUAGGUUGCUUUAUUUUUGGAGCACUUGGACUUGGGAUUUUUUCGCCCUUUCCAAUAAAGUCCGGCAUCGGAAGGCGUGCCGCUGGUCGAGCGUUUCACUCCACAAACCGUGCCGACCAGCGUGGAAUAGGUGCCGACGAGAGACCGUCCAUUUAUAAGGAUGCUGGUGGGAAAUGCCUGGAGACAGAGAUGACGAGAUUUGUCAAAAAGCACUCGAACUCCUGUCAGAUCUUUGCUCAAAGGGGGAAGUGCAGAAUGAAAACUGUCUGGAUUUUAUCUACUAUUUCCGAGAUCUCACCAGACCACGAUAUUCUGAUUCAGAUAUAUCAGUGAGUCUACUCUCACUAGUAGUUACUGCCUGUGGAUUGGCCCUAUUUGGGGUCUCCCUCUUUGUCUCCUGGAAACUCUGUUGGAUACCAUGGAGAGAGCGAGGACUUUCACCCACAACAAAAGAGGCUCAAGGGCACAUAAACCCCACCAUGAGCCCUCUGCCCACACAGUCUGCACCCAAACAGCCAGUUUACACUGCCGUCGACCCUCCGAUGCACAACCGCCGUAAGUCUUCACAUUGUUCUGUCGCCAAAGAGCCUACACCCGUGGCCUCUGUUGUGUCAGUGGAGGCUCCCAUGACUCCCGUGUCACCUCCACCUGUGGUGAUGGCCACACCAGAGGCAGCUAUGAAGAUAAGCCACACAUCCCCAGACAUACCACUGGAUGCUCAGAGUAAAACUCGGGAAAACGGAGUUCACACAAACCCUCGAAUGCAGAGGCAGACAACAGAACCAGCACCAGGUGGUGGCUCAGAAAUGGGUCAAGGUUCCAUUCGCAGACAUAUGAACCUCUCUAACCCAGAUUUCAAUGUGGCACAGUUCCAAAGACAGGAUUCCCUUACUGGAAUGGGUCUUGGCCUUGGCCGCCUCAAACCCGAGCUGUACAAGCAGCGCUCAUUUGAGGGGGACGAGGGCAGUCGCAGAGGUGGGGGCUGUGGGCGCCUCCACUUUAUUCUUAAAUUUGACUGCGACUUGGAACAAUUAAUAGUUAAAAUCCACAAAGCAGAGGACCUCCCAGCCAAGGAUUUCUCCGGUACCUCUGAUCCUUAUGUUAAGAUCUACCUGCUGCCUGAUAGGAAGACUAAACACCAGACCAAGGUGCACCGCAAGACGCUCAACCCUGUGUUUGACGAAGUCUUCCUGUUCCCUGUGGCCUACUCUGAGCUUCCCACGCGAAAGCUGCAUUUCAGCAUCUAUGACUUCGACCGUUUUUCACGCCAUGAUAUCAUUGGUCAAGUAGUGGUGGACAACUUCCUGGAUCUGGCAGAUUUUCCCAGGGAGACAAAACUCUGCCGUGAAAUCCAAUAUGUCUCCUCGGAUAACGUGGACCUUGGGGAUUUGAUGUUCUCCCUCUGCUACUUGCCUACAGCAGGCCGAUUGACCAUCACCAUGAUACAGGCUCGCAAUCUUAAGGCCAUGGAUAUAACUGGUGCAUCAGAUCCGUAUGUGAAGGUUUCUCUGAUGUGUGAGGGUCGGAGACUGAAGAAAAGGAAGACAUCUACGAAAAGAAACACCUUGAACCCAGUCUAUAACGAGGCUAUUGUCUUUGAUGUCCUUCCAGAAAAUAUUGAGCAGAUCAGCCUUUUAAUAGCAGUGAUGGACUAUGAUCGUGUGGGUCAUAAUGAGGUCAUUGGUGUGUGUCGAGUCGGCAAUGAUGCAGACAGCCUCGGUCGAGAACACUGGAGUGAAAUGCUCACAUAUCCACGGAAACCUGUCGCCCACUGGCAUCCUCUUGUUGAGUACGAGGGGACUACAAGUAGUAGCCAAGGAGGAUCUUGUAAUUCCCUCAAAGCUCCUCCUUCUCCGUAGCCUUCAGCAAAAAUUUAAACGAAACUUCUGAUCAACCUGAAGCUCUUGCUGAGUGCUGCUGAAUGUUGUUCAAAAAGGGUUUUAAUAAAAUUAAUGCAGGCAUUUAGUAACAACUAUGGAAAGGAGAGAUGCACACUGUCUUAUGUUGCAUGUAGAACGAUUGCAAGAACGGAUGUUUUAUUAAUGAUGUUUCAUUAGAAAAACAGGUGUAUGCAGACAUUUUAAGUCUGUGCAAUUCCUGCGUUUAUACAGACUAUACUAUUAUUUAUUUUUACAUAGUCUUGGUACUUGUUUUAAUAAAGUGAGUCUGUACUUGCAAGAUGUACUUAAACCCAUUUGAACUGCCAUGCCAUUUCUUUUGUUCUAUUUGGUGUUGACUUGGUGCAUGAGGUCAUGGUUUGGUGGGAAAUCUCCUAGUCUGUUUGCUUCUGUUUCUAUUUUUACAAUGCAGUGUGUUGCUUUGUCUGUUGAUGUGAAGUAACGGUUAAUUUACAUACAAUGUAUAUGUGAGCAAAACUAUGUUGAAUGUUGGAAAUAAAUAGUGUCAAAUAAAAGUAACUGGAGCCUUUUUUGCCGAGUUGUCAUAUUAUUAAAAUCCACAAAGAAGAAUAUAUAUUUUACA